Messenger RNA from Sclerotinia borealis F-4128, 585 nucleotides. The record is from the annotation of a GenBank genome assembly. NCBI's taxonomy places the organism in Eukaryota, Fungi, Ascomycota, Leotiomycetes, Helotiales, Sclerotiniaceae.
AUGUCUCUAUCCUCAUGCGAUCAGAACUUGAGCAUCGACUCCUCAAGGACUCAAUCACCGACAACCGACUCGACUCAAUUGGAAGGACUCUCGGGUUCAGACUGCUUGUCAAAAUUCCCAAACUUCCAUCUUCUCCCCACAGAACUUCAAUGGGAGAUAUUAUACCAGGCAGCGGCACUAAGUGAACCACGGGUUAUAUCAGUACACUUCAAGAUAUUAGAUGCAUAUGGCCCAUCUCUGUUAUAUCCCAUCCCUGAAGGUAUAGCAUCCACCGAAGCUUUCCUACAAGCUGGUGGAAAAUGGAAGACUAAAGAUGGCGACUUUGUUCUCCUAGCUUUGUACCCACCCUCUCAGUACGACGAGCACAACAUGCAGCCUGGUCCGCCGGCCAAAUUCCAUUUCCGCCCGGAGAAAGAUAUCUUGCGGAUGGAUAGUCUGAGCCUGUUACAGAUAUCUAAGCCUGAAAGCAUCAAGCAUCUCGCGAUACCAGCGCUUCGGAACUCACUUGUCGGUUGGAAAGCAUGGUGGUUUUCGCAGACUCUCGUUUCUCCACCAACUACCAAAUCUAAAGCAUAUUUAUCUUAA